This is a messenger RNA of Tachysurus vachellii, 1793 nucleotides long. RefSeq lists its product as uncharacterized. The coding region runs from base 81 to 1184 and encodes 367 amino acids. NCBI's taxonomy places the organism in Eukaryota, Metazoa, Chordata, Actinopteri, Siluriformes, Bagridae. The record is from RefSeq and is a predicted model, not a curated record. The transcript has 4 exons.
AGUAUUCUGUGCAUUUGGAAGUCAAUGUGCUCUCAUGUCAAGUUCUCCAAGUAUUAUAAAUCCUCGACGUGGGACUAAAUAUGAUUUCUGCUGAAAGUAAAUCAAGAAAGAAAAGGAAAGAUGAAAAGAGAGAGCUGUACAGCGGCUGGGAGAGCUCUGAUGCAGACAAUGCACUGAAUGACGAUAAUGCAAUUCAUGUCUGGCAGAAGUCAAAACAGCAAGAGAAAUGCAGAUAUUUGGAUGAAAGGAACAUUGUAUUAUCUUUAACUGUUACAUCCUGGUUCUCUGGCUCAGAGGGGAAUGAUGUGGCAGAAACAUUAUUCCCAAGAUGUGACACAUCUCAAGAUAAUGCUCCCUCUACUAAAUCUCCUGUAGCACUCCAAGCUCGGCCCAACAAUUUGAGCCAAAGCACUUCAGACAUGGACUCUUUCCAGAUAAACUCCAUGUCUACUCAUUCAAUGACCCAUAAACAAAAUAUCAUUCAUAGCCCCAGUCCAAGCAUCUCGGAGCUAAAGCAGAAUCAGACGUUAAUACUAGGGGCUUCUGCCACUCAUGAGCAGACAUCUGAGGAAUCACUGACCUGGCGAUGUAAAGGAUUUGCUCCAAUGAAUCGUGAAGCAAAACCAGCUGAACCUCUGCCUCUCUGCAAAUGGCCAGAUGCCAAGAGACUGGAAUGGUGCCAGAAGAGCUUGGCUGGACUGGCACAUCUGGGGGUGCAUUCACCCAAAAAUCUGCUGCCUGCUUGCAGACACAGGCCAGUGAUACAGAGGCCAGUUGUGGGUCAUACAGAAGAGCAGGUGCAUAACCGACAUGUGCAGAAAAGCUUCUUCUGGACAGCAGCAUCCAAAAGCCUGCUGAAUGAAGAUGGCACAAGGCCAGCUACACUAGUAGACCCAUGUAACCAAGACGUGUAUAGCUAUUUGUGGAGUGCAGUGCAAGCAGAAACAGAAGGCUGUGGCAAGAAACUGGAACAAGACAGUGGACACAAGUUACACAGAAACAGUGUGAGCUGCUUGUCGGACAUGCUGUGCCCGUCAGGAUGCCAUGGGAACGGCACGUCCUCCACCAUUUCACAUGAUAUCACUUUAUUCCACAUUCUCCAAGUACUACAGAGCAAACCAGCACAUUUCCCCCAGGUCAGAGGACAGAGACGCCUCGAGACACUUCCUACUCUGAAUGCCUGAAUGCAUCCUUGAGAACAAUGUAAUAUUUUUCCACAUUCUCAACAUGUCACUCUGGCAAACAGCAGCCAAACAAGGUCAGAAUAUAUUUUAUUCAAAGACAUUUCCUCUACAGUGUAAAAGGUCAUGGUUUGAUGAGACACAAUAUUUUUAAUGAAGCUGUGAGCUGGAACUGAUUAAAAUUCAGAAGAUGCCGACCUGCAACAUUCAUACAAAAACCAACAGCUACACAAAUGGGAAAGUCACAGGUGAACGGCGAAAGAAACGAAUCAUUAAAAAAGUCCAGAAGGUUGUAAGCACGCACUUUUACAACCAAAGAUUCUGUAGAAACUUGUAAAGAAAUAGAAAAUCGCAGUCAUGAUUAUAAUAUGCAAAAUAGAAAUGUUAUAAACAAAUCAGGGAUUUAAAUGAGAAAUUAAUUCCAGUCAUUGGAACAGUAAUUCAACAAGUUAUAUCACCAAUUCUCAGGACUUUUUUCUGUUUUUUUUUGAUGAAUCACACAUGGAACAAUAAAUACUUUUUGUUAUUUUAUAAGACACAUAACAUGUACUGUACAAACUUGAGAAAAUAAACAGUAAGAAAAAUCUGAGAAACUAUACUGUAUGUGCAUUU